Drosophila mojavensis is the source of this 1197-nucleotide messenger RNA. Its product is annotated as lipase member H. Gene Ontology annotation, molecular function: lipase activity. Lineage: Eukaryota; Metazoa; Arthropoda; Insecta; Diptera; Drosophilidae. The record is from RefSeq and is a predicted model, not a curated record. Gene Ontology annotation, biological process: lipid metabolic process. The transcript has 4 exons. The coding region runs from base 46 to 1035 and encodes 329 amino acids.
GCAGAGUCUGCUCCGACUGGGCUCAGUUCCAUUUCCAGCUUCAACAUGGCAAGAAUGCUCUACUGCUGGCUGCCCUUCCUCUGCCAGAUGCCGGGCCUGCAGGCGCUCAGCCUGGACACCCUGGCCAGCCAGAGCAGCAUCUACUAUCAGCGAGCGCAGGGCGAGCUGACGCUCGACCAGGUGGAGCAGCUCUCGGCUGUGGAGUCCCUCAAGCUGAUCGUGCACGGAUUCCUAGGCUCACGCACGCACAGCUCCAUCCAACCGCUGCGAAAUGCCUAUCGUGCGCAGGGCUUUGAGCACCUUCUCAUUGCCGAUUGGUCGCCCGCCGCCAAUCUGGACUAUCCCAGCUCGCGUCGCGCCAUAUCCAAGGUAGCUCUCGCGCUAGCCCAGCAGCUGGAGCAGUUUCUGGCGCGGCACAAUGUCUCCAGCGAGGCGGUGCACAUCAUUGGGCACAGCUUGGGCGCUCAUAUAGCCGGCGGCAUGGGUCGCCACUUCAAUGGCACUCUGGGUCGUGUGACGGGCCUCGAUCCGGCUCUGCCGCUCUUCACGGCCCGCUCCGAGGACAGCCUGAAGGCGAGUGCAGCGCAGUUCGUGGACGUUAUACACACAGACUAUCCGCUCUUUGGGGAUCUGACGCCGCGUGGACAUGUGGACUUCUAUGUCAACUACGGACGCGCCCCGCAGCCGGGUUGCGAGGAGGUGGAUCUGCUGGCGGCGAGUAAGCUACUGCGGGAGGCCUACAGCUGCAGUCACAAUCGCGCCGUGUUCUUCUAUGCCGAGUCCAUUGGACUGCCCAGGAAUUUCCCUGCCAUUCCCUGCAGCUGGAAGGUGAUUAGAAGCAGCCGCAGCUGCUUGGAUCACUUAUCGGUAUUUCAUUUGAGCAAUGCGUCACUCGCCGAGGCCAUUGCCAAUAUGGAUGAUAGUCAGGUGGUUUACAUGGGUGAGCAGGUGACACACAGCGCCAUCUCUCAUUACUAUUUGGAAACGAAUGCAGCGCCACCUUUUGGCCAGGGUGUGAAUGCCAAGUUUGACUAAGGCGCGAUGGCAACUAGAGCGGAUUUAAAAUGUGAACUAUAGAUGGCGCUCACAUAACAGACAGCUUUUGCCUGACUACAUUUCUCAAGGCUGUAAGUGUUAAAAGCUGAUUGCGUUAAAUAUUUAGUAUGAGAAGAUUUCAUAAAGUUGGCCAAGACUUAA